Messenger RNA from Lutzomyia longipalpis, 833 nucleotides. RefSeq lists its product as uncharacterized. The record is from RefSeq and is a predicted model, not a curated record. The transcript is spliced from 3 exons. The coding region runs from base 108 to 689 and encodes 193 amino acids. NCBI's taxonomy places the organism in Eukaryota, Metazoa, Arthropoda, Insecta, Diptera, Psychodidae.
AGAGCCAGAUCAGUCGAGUUGGAGCACUUGAGCUGGCAAGAUUGUCGUUCAACUUUUUUUUUUGCUGGUGCAACAUUCUUUUAUUGUUCUUUUAUUUGCGAGGAAAGAUGUACUUAAAGGCUCUCAUUGUGCUCUCAGUGGUGGCUGUGGGAGUGCUGGGGCAGGAUUUUGGGUAUCCCGGUGAGAGUGAGGAGGACAAAGCGAUGAAAAAUUCACAGAAUAGGAAGCCAAUUUUCGUGCCAGGAAGGUGUCAGGAGAAUGAAUAUCUGUAUCCGGGAGAUCAUGCUGAUGAGUGGGUGUGUGACUGCAAGCCAGGGUAUGUCUACUAUCCGGACAACAGUAUGUGCUACUUGGUUUACCGCCAGGGUCCCUGCCCGGAAAAUCAAAUGCUUAUCCUCAGACGGGGCAAGGUGAUGCCCGAAUGCACAACAAAUCCCUGCCGCGAAGAUGGGAAGGUGAGAUUUCAAAAUGCCUGCUAUGAACUCCACACAGCCGGUCCGUGCCGUCUACCGGAGUUGAGCAAUGUUGUCGGCGUUAAUGUGACAACAUUGGACAUUCAAUGCCAGAAGCUCUCUGUGGACAUACCAAAUCGCUUCACAGAAGACGAAAUUAAGCAAUAUGAAGUUCAAGGCGAGGUACCGCUCUGUGCAAAAGGCAGCAAACGCCAAAUAAAUGGCACAUGUCAAUAAAAAGAAGUUAAGAUUAAAGAAAAAUUAUAUGCCGGGUGCAGCACUCGUUACAUUCCACACACACAUCUUGAAUUAAUUAUUUAUACAUUUACUAAGAAAUUAAAAAAAUACUCCUUAAGAAAAAUUAUACAAACAAAAAACGUA